This is a messenger RNA of Pocillopora meandrina, 23981 nucleotides long. The record is from the annotation of a GenBank genome assembly. NCBI's taxonomy places the organism in Eukaryota, Metazoa, Cnidaria, Anthozoa, Scleractinia, Pocilloporidae.
AACAGAUGAUGUCUCAGAUGUGGUUUAGAUACCUUCAGCUACAGAACAAAGUCUGCUCGCUAUCCAGAAUUAUUCUGCCAAAGUUUCAAACGCAAUAGACCUCAAGGUUAGCUGAAGAGUAACACUUCAUCCUACUCAAGAACUCGCGUAAUCAACCACAAAAGGCGGAAGUCGACCCUUUAAGGUUGGUUUGUUAUUUUGUUUUUCUUAGUUUACGUUUGGCCUAAAAGGAAAAUAAUCGCGGAAACUUCAAAAGAACCUGGGGUUUGAGUGUCUUUCCUCAACAGUGCAAAAAGAGAAAAAAAGUAUUCUUUCUUUUUAACGGGGGUGUAAAUGAAUUGAUUGCAAUUUGAUAUGAUCACGAGUAUUUGAGUUGUACAGACAAGCAAAGAGGUUGAAGUGUUUGGUUAUUCUAUUGUAUAUUCUUACUGACAGGAUUAAAAGUUGUUACGUUAGUUUCCAACUUACAACAAAGAGUCGAAGGAACAAAAAGACAAUACCCGGUUGUCUGUGAUCAUCAGCAGUGCUGUUUCACCAGACAGGUCCGGCAGGAAGCUUUAUGCAUGCAUACGCCAAUGAUUAACAGUGCUAUACUCGAGAAAAGUUAACUUUCGUGUAAAACAGUUGAUGCGAUCUAAACUCUGAUUUCGUAAAUUUAUCCCAGAAAGGGUAUAAUGCACAGCAUAUAGUGAGGGCAAAGAAAGAUACGUGUAUCUGAUCGAUUAUCGUCAUUCUGUUUUUGAUAGCCGAGGGCAUUACGAUAGGUACCUAAUUUUUCCAUUAAUUUAAACUUUGAAUACCCUCGUGAAAAUUUUAAAACACUUUGAAUUAAACUGAAUUUAACCUGGAAAAAAAUUAGAGUUAUUUUAUGACUUCUAGUUCUAAAAAAUACCUUAGCCAUGCUGUAAACACGUGUAGCAGUUUUCAGGUCAUCAUUCCUCCUCACUGUGGUUCCAACAGAGUAUUGCAUUGUUGAUUCCUACAGAGUAAUAUGAAGCUUAAUAAUAAAUAGAUAUAGGAGUGGGUUUUAACUUGCUACACACUUGAUAUUAGUAAUAACAAAAAAGUUCAACUGAUCAAGCCUUUUACUUCACAACGAAACUCAUUUUCCCUUAUCUACUGAUGUUGUUUGUGAAGGGUUGUCGGUUAUGUUGCGUGCGAUAUCCGUUCAGGGAACACGUAUUUCCUCCGUCGUGUUGGUCAGCAUCCUAAGAUAGGUUUGCUUCAUAAUCAUGACAAUUAACAACGGUACAGUAAAGUAACUGUAUAAAAGCGAUAAAUGUAAUGAUGGUCUGCGGCUGUGAAUGCCGUAAUACUCAUGUGUAGUUCUGAUGGUUAGUAUUAAAAGUCCAAUGGGUUUAGUCAGGAACAUCAAUAAAGUGUUAAGCAAUCACUUAAGAACUAUUCGUCUGUAUUGAAACAAGAGCCUUGUUUUUGUUUUUUUUUUCCUUUCAAGAAAAGAAACCGCACAGUCAGUUUAGUUGUUAAUCUCAGUCUUCAUAUAUCAAUAAUUUUCGCUACACAUCAUGCGCAUCUCUACAUGAUUAAGAUAUCGAUUGAGGUUUUUUUGCUACUUUGUCUUUAAAAGUCAAAGGUUGCUUUUAAAGAUACAAAAACCCUGAGGACUUAAGUUCUACUCUCAGUAAACUAAAGCUCAUUGAUCUUUCGUCGAUAUACGGAAGGAAAUGCUUAGAGAUGAAUGAGUAUCAAAGUUCGUUUUCUUGGGUUUUUAUUUAAGUACGUUGAAUUCAUUCAUUUCGCACUUGCACGUGGCACAUUUCACUGAAGAAAUCGACUUUGGGCAGCUCUUGAUGAAGCCAUAAACCUAAAUUCAAAGAUUUGGCCUAAAAUGAGAGAAUGUAAAACUUUUGCUACAAUGACUUGAUUCCCAGCCCCUUUAGUCAAAACAUUCUACGAACAAUUCGAAUAUUACCCGUCCUGCAAGCUUCGAUAUAUUGUUUCAGCUCUCGAAAAGUUAACAAGCAUAUAACCGAAGGAGAACACCCAUUUUGAAAAUAUUCUUACUUUGAAUGUAUUCAACUCGUAGAAAAGAACUUUGAUUGAUAAAGAUCCAAAGAAAGUACACUGCAUUUACGUCAUGCAGAAAAAAUUAGAAAUUUGAUAGGGUCAAGAUGAAGGUAUCGCCAGGCGAACCGUUUUACGAUUCUCCCUGCAGCCAGCAUGACAAAUCUGCGUAUUUCAGUCUCCAGAGAAGUGUUGUGAAUUCUUUUUGCGACUAAAAUGAAAUUGUGCAUUGGACAUCAUCAUGUGCGUAACUGUAUUGAACAUGUCUUUUCAUUCGCACGCAGACUUCUUUCAGCGAUUAGGAAAAAAAAUAACCAUUUCUCUUAAUUCAUCCUAGCCAAACAAAUUAAAUGACAUGACUGAUUAAAUGAUUAAGCUUACUAGUCUUAUUGCCAAUGCUGAAAGCAAACUUACAGUGUAUUUCAAGGGCAAAAUAUUGUUGGUAAUUCAUGACCCAUACCAGUCCCUUCUUCAUCCUAGAAAUGUCUAACUCAUCACUUAAUGGUUCAAAUGGGGCGUUCGUUUUCGUUCAUGAUAGACACAAAACUGUUUUCAUAUCAUGAAAAGGGAAAUCUGCUAUGAAAUUAAACAGCAGCAAAUGCAUGUAAUUCAGAAAAAUGGAGGAAAAUUUCUCCCCAAAAGACUGCCAUUUCGGAUGCUCUGAAUAGGUUUGCUUUCAUUAAUCAGUUAUUCAGUGAUUUCUAUGAUCUCUAAUCAUAGAAAUAUUUUAUGAAGCGGUCAUUGUUCUACCACUUUUGUUGCCUUAUUUUUUCAAGACUUAGUUUCGAGAUGUUUGAGCUGGAGAAUGAGUUGUGAAAAAAACGUAAAAUUGGGCCUUUGAAGGUCGACAGUAACCUUAAGCUCGCCCGAAAACAAACAGGAAUACGCUGAGGUAAAACACUGUACACUCGAAACAAUGGAGCGAAUACUUUUAAACGCCUAAACUUUCGAACAGGAAAGAUACGAGGAGACAGCCAUGCUAAGAAGAAAUAUCGUAUCACUUAUAAAUUAUCAAAGUCAUGGACUUGACUUGAGCUCCAAAUUCUUUCUUUCUUCCUUCGUGGCUGCUUGAAUCAUAGAUGCAGCCAAAUGUUAAGCCAAGGAAUCUUUUCAGUUUUGACUGGCAAAAGAACUUCUCUGCUUCUACUAUUUUCUAUGAGAAAUUUCACUAUUUUUCUACUUAAUUUUGGGAUCGUUAAUAAUACAAAGGCAUUGUCCACCUGGAAAAUCGAUUAAUAAAAAGUGUCCCUGAAUUAAGACUGAGACAAUGUUGGGGGCUUAAACCAGUUGCAUCAUGAUUAAACUGUCUACGAGGUCACAAUUUGUCAGACACACGCAAUGGGUUAUACAGUCAUUAUACAAAAGCUAUUAGGCCAUUUUUUCCUGAGAAAACUGCACGGGCAUGGUAACGAAACCGCACAUGUCCUUUGAACAGCUUUGUUUUCAGAAGGUUACAUGUUAGAGUCAAGACCUUCUGAGUCUAAAAAUAAAGCGAUUGGAACUAAUUAUCUUAUUGAACUACGGCUCUUGAACGUAUGUGGGGAAGCUAAGUUUCAAGCAGAAAAGUAUCAGUAAAGGUGGCAAUGUUGAACGGUACAUUUAACUAGUUUCUUACUUGAAGUCAAAUGAUCCAGCAAAAGUGUCCCAUUCUUUUCUUCUGCUCAUCUACAUCUGUGUCAUUUGUCUUCAUUUGCUGGAACGAAGGGAUUUUUUAAAUCGCUUUUUUGAGAUUGUUCCGGUGACGCCUCCUGGUGAGGAUACGGCAGCUGGCCGUAAUAAACGGAAAGAGAAGAAAUAUUCAGGAACCACUUAUCAACUUUUUUUUAUUGUCAUUCUUGUCAGAUCUUACGCAAUUCCAAACGUUAUAGAGAUGUUCCAAAUUUGAUAUUUUUUGAGGCUCUUUGUUCAUGACUUGUCUUUGUCCGUACGAUAUCACAGUUCAGUUUAAUUCAAAUGUUUCUUUCAUAAUCCUAUUUUGCGUAAAUGACGAAAUGACCCUAACAGAUACACAGCAAAAAAUAAGUCUGGCAAUGAUCUUUUUUAUUUGUUUGUAAUACUAUUUACUUGAUUGUUGUAGACUUCCCAUAAGAACUCAUCAUUGUUACUCGUCUCAGUCUUUGAACUGAAAAGAUUCAAAAGCUUCUCCGAUUAAGUGAUGGUUUCAGAGGUAAUUAUGAUUUCGGCGUCAAACAAAAUUAUCUUUGUAAAGCCGGUUAUGAAUGGGUUUUGACCUUGUGGUAUGAACAGUUAAUGUUUGGAUUAGUCUCUGGUGGCAUUGCAUGCAGGUAACACAGCGUGUAAAGAUAUCGGCCUUGAGAGAGGAUCUGUGCAAAUAUCUAGAACCCAUCCUCCAUUCCACACACAUAAGGCGAAACUACGUUGUGAUCGAUUGCACCCAGAAGAAGGCGUGGCACAUGAAAGUCUACUACGUUAGGCGCAUAAUUCAACAGUCCAGCUCAAAAACAGGUUCUUUCCCUUUCGUUCAAUUUACUCGGGAUAUUCACAGGCAUAGUAAUGAAGCUUCUGGGUUUUUUGUGACUGAGUUGUACAUCGAGUCAUACGGGUUUGUGCCGUCAAACUUUUGUAUUUCCAAAGUUGCUCUUAGCUUUGGUAGCUUCCUUAAAGGAAUUCUUCAUACUUGAACUUGAGCGUCAAAUCGAGAGAAGGUGCAUGUAAUUUGAGUGAUGAAUUGACCAAGGAGGUAAUUGUACGUUCUCGCAGACUAUCCGUUUAGGCAAAACCAUGAAUCUGACAGGAAAGUCAUCUCGCAUCCUUAUGAGUUAAGCCCAUGCCAUGUUUUUCAAAUAUAAUCUGCGGAGCGAUGUUUUUCUUGCCGCAGUCAAUCAAAUUUUUUUAUUGCCCUUUGGGGAUUUUUUACCUUUUCGACCAUUGACAUUCCAAAUUUGUACGUGGUAUUGUUUCUUGGCUUCUUGUGAAGGCCUUUGAAUGUAACUGCAUGACUUUGGUGGAGUCAUGGGGGUGGGUCAUGGUUCUCUUUCGUCGGCCACGCCCAUGUUCCGGCUUGGGAUACGUUAAAACAUAGAAGGAAACGAGAGGAAUAUCUCUUUUUCAUCUCUCUCCUUAAUUGAACUCUUGUGCACCACACCUGGCGGCGCUGGGGUAAAUUGAUAAGCUGAUUUUACGUUUGACCUUCUUAUCAAUAAAUCAUUUCUACCACACGUACUUUAUAUCUUCGGUGAAUCCGGCACUGUCUUGAAAACCGACAACGUGCUAUUAUGUAGAAUUUUUAAUGCAAUGCAGGAUCGACCAUUUUACUUGAUGUAGCUAUGGGUUACCAAAAGAGAGCACUAACAUAUCGACUGGCUGAGCAAAGCAUUGAAUAAAAAAUUGCAGGACACUGUCAACAGGAAUUAACAGCAAAGAGAAGGCACACCCUCUAAUUGACCCUGUUUUGCGUCAACCUAAUUGUGCACAUGCUUUCCGACAUGCAUAUAAUGAUGAAUCUAAUCCUAAUCAAGCGCCAUUUCAUUAUUUCUUUCUUGAUUUUUCUCUGGCUUUAGAUAUCCCACAGAAAGCAAACAUGCAGGAUUCGAUUUUAUUUUGAGACAUUCAAAGAGCCAUUCUAUGAACUUAAAAGUCAAUUUCUCCCAUAAGUAACAAACGGACAAGCCAAGUUUGAACGUUUCUAACGAGGUACACGACGGUGACUGGGUUCUCUUACAGCUGAGUAUAGGUAACAGCUGUUAUUCAACUAUUCACAUUCGAUCGCUCCAAGCUGCUAUGACUUGCAGUCCCAUUUCAAUUACAUGCUGUAAAUAGUUCAGUGAGUAUACAUUAUACUUGACAACAAUUUGUGAUGGUAAGAUAGCCAACAAUGUUUCAAUAAUCUACCACCCAGCCCGGAAAACCAAGCUCGGUUAGCACAAUCUACUAAUCUAGAAAUCGAUACGGUUUUUAUAGCACGCAUUUGUUGUUUAAAUUGUUCCAUGACACUAAUAGCCUUACAACUCCUGAUAUUUUCAAUAAGUCUCUCAUUUUUCGUCUCGUACAACCUUUUAAAACUUUAACUGAUGAUUCACAUUCAACUCAUUCAGGUUCCCUUGAAGCGAUCCAUUUCUUUAAGAAAUGAAAAAUAUGAUCAGUUAAGAUUCCUUUAAAAGAAAAUAUCCUCAAAACUUCUAAAAAAUGCAAUCAGUUGGGGUGAACUGCUUGUCCUCAAGGGUUGAAGCAUACUCUGAAUAAUGAACAUAACGUCUGUUUGAGAAAUUAUAACAAUCCAGUCUAGACAGAUCCUCUGGGCAGUUUAAUGAACUCUUAUUUAUGAUUGAAGUUUAUCAAUUUCCGUGAAUAUAAUUUUUAUAAACAAGAAAUGAAAUGAACAUUUCAUACCCACACAUAUGUGAAAGUCAUCGAAAUAAGAUUGAUUUACCAUACUGUACGAGACUAAAGCGAUAAGAUAGAGCGGGUGACAUGAACACCCCCGUUUUUUUCCCUUUAGAUCACGGAAAUUUAGGAUGCUUUGGAAUCACGACUUGGUCUGAAAUGAGGCCCUUUUGAUCCGUUUUACAUGGUGAUGCUUUAUUCCAGUUGUUUUAGUCUUUUUAACACAGUGACUGCAAUCACAAGCUCGUGAGAGGGGCAGAUCACAGUGGUUAAAUAAUUCUGUUUCUUUAAUUAUAGAUCAUUUCAAGUUCUAAAUUACAAUCUGGCUCAGCUUUUAUUUUUUACAAUUGUGGUCAUAGGCUUUCCUAUUUUGUUUUUUUCGUAUUUUUGUCGUAAGUGUAAACGAGAUAGAGGUUCUCUAUUUUCUUUUGAAAGGAUAUUAAAAAUAACAUGCAGGUUCCUGGACUUAUGAACCGAUAGACGCCGAUCAAACGUACCCGCCAAUAUCUUGGCAAUGGCCAGUCCUAUGAUUUUCAUAGAAAUGUCGCGUUAUCUUUGACUGGUAGGAACGUUUAUGAAUGAGCAAAAAUCCUUAAAUCUCUUUCUAAUUGUGACUGUUUCAAACCGAUCAUAUCCAAGUUUGAAUUGAGAUUUCCACGUGAUGAUGAUUUGCUAGGCUUUACGUGCUGUUCUAAACCGUCGAUAAAAUACAUUCCUUCAUUUGAGCCAAAUAAAUCUGAGUAAUUUAGGUGCUUUCAAAGUGGAUAGAGAUACAGAAAUACAUAUUGUUUUGAUGAAAUAUUUAACCCUUUUAGAUAUCUCCCAACGCUUUUCGUCUGCCUGUUUCGUCGUUUUGCUUUUACUUUAAGCCGGAAGUUUAAAGAGUGUUAAAACCGUUUAUAAUCUGCUUUACAAAGACAAUCAUUUAAAGACAAACUAAGGUGGUUUAUUGCAAAUAAAUUUAAUGCGUUUCUGUCGAAGAUUCAGCUUAAAAACAUGUUCUGCUCUGAACCUCAGCGGUGAUAACAGACAUGUGUUAGGUGAAUACAAGAUACCUGAAUAGAGAACCCUACUGUGCAACCAAGACUGUAUUGACUUGUGCCAGGGAAUGUUUCUAGUCAUUACAUGGAUGUACAUCACGCAGACUGAAUUGCACAAUUCCUAGUAUCCUGAAAACAAUGUGGUUUGACCUGAUGAGCAGAAAAUUAAAUUGACAUUUGUUGUCAAAAAACUUCGUCCCCUUUGAAUCACCGGGUUCUUUUUUUAUCUGUGAAAGUUAAACAAUGAGCUACGAUUUCAAAGGCAUGUUCCUUAGUUCUAACAGCAGACAUAAGAUGAAGAUGCAAAAAAGAUUAACACAGUUAGAUAAUUCCCAGUAUUGACGACCCACCGGGAAAUAUUGCUGGUAAAACAAGCGUAGGUGAGAAAACGAUGAAAAUAUUCUCCACAGGAAACGUAGGAGCUUAUUUCCCAUCUGACAAGAAAGCGUGCACUCACUUUGAUUAAGAUGUUAUCAACCUUGGGUAUUGCUAAACAAAGGGAAAUGCUUUAUAUUGUGAGACUUUCGCCCAAUUCCGUCUAAGUUAGACAGUCUGAUAAAAAGCAGAUAUAAAAGGUACGGCCUGCAGAGUAUCACUCGGUCAGGUUUCACGAAACUAAGCUUCAAGUUAAUCAGUUGUCGCUACUUGAAGACCAAGAAUACUUGUGUCAAGCAGGGAAGGUGGAAAUACAUAUAACGGGAGUUAGAAAGUAAUAUUUACAAGCAGGUAUGUUUUUAUUCUCUUCGCUUUACGAGUUCGCAUAUAUGACAUCUUUGGUGAAAUUUGACUUUGCAAUGCUCCAAAUGGGUCACAUCUAUAAAACGAUGUUUGGAACUUUCCGACGAGCUCUACUUUCACAUCUGUAAAAACUUGCGCAACAAAUAAAUAGGCGGGAUAAUCCGUUUUUUCCUGCUAGAAAAGUACUUCAUUUGAAGAGGCGUCAUCCAAGAAUCCCUUUCGAAACACGCAAGUAUAUUUUUAAUCCUAAAGAAGCUCGCGUGCCACUCACUGACAUUUCGUGACGGUCAAUCUUGACAAGACAGAAAACUUUUCUUUCUUUCUGAUUCAAUGAUCAUGUUUAGAAAAGAUCGGAGAAGGAAACUUUUUGCAAAGUUCUAAUAAAUUAUUUAACGCCUUAGAUUUCCGUUAUCUCCCCAAAGACACAUUUGAUUUUACAAUCAGUGAGCUCGUUGCAUUUCAUGGCAUCGAGGACACUUGGUUCAUUGCUUCAUUUGAUUUGGGAAAAACUAGAAAGAAACAUGUGAGUUGUCGCAAACGAAUGCUUGAUACCUUAGAUCAAGUGCCUUCGUUUAAGUUUCAAUCCGCAUAUUUUUUUUCCUCGAUUAUCUUCAUUCUUUUCUCAUCUUGAUAACAGUUAUAUUUAGAAUGUAUUUCCUUUGAUCGAAGCCCAUCCUAUUUGACCAAGAAAUUGAAAGAUAAUUGUUCAGUUAUUUAAGGAAAUGGGUGGUAUUUUGUUUUUUUAUUAUCUUAAUGAUAUGAAUCUGACUUUUAAAGAAAUGUCUUCCUGUGGUUAGGUAUAAUUUGGUAUUAAGUUAUCCUCGAAAUAUUUUCAUUUCAUCAGCAAACAACAGACUACUAAAUUUCAAUUUUUUCCUUUUACUCUUAUUUAUAAUGAUUUAUUAAGACGUGCACCAAACAGGAUUUAAUGAACAUACAUUCUACUGACUUUCAGAUUGAAUUGAGGCACUUGUACACUCAAAGAUCUUAGACGAAAAUAAUCAGAUACUAGUUUUGAAAAUUAUUUCAUGCUUCAGCACAACUUCAUAAUUUCAUGAUCACGACCAUUAAACUCUUGACCUUUACGAACUGUGAUGAGUGAACACUCUAAUGAAUGCGAUUACAUUUUGAUAAUUUCACGAAAGAGAGUGAACAAUGUUUACAUUUCAGACUUAAUUGCCAAGGUCACUUUUUCCUGCAUAACUUGACCACAUCUUUGUUUUGCCUCCAAACCUGAUCUCAUUUUCCAAUUGAAACUACUUGCCACCACACCAUCAAUGUGUGUCUUGCUGAUACUGGCUUAUGAGCUGAACGCCCAUCUUAAUCAAGACAAAUUUGACAGCCCAGAUAUCAAACUCAAGGUUGUGUUGUGCCAACACCUUACAAGACCUUUAAUCACGCAAAGCAUAAUGUUUUAAAUUCCAAAAUACCAAAACAAUUGGUGAGUUGUUCGAGCGUUUUCCCUUAAAAAUUCACGGUACAGAAUUAACAAAGAACUGACUACAACUGCCCUAUAGUGGGUAGAUAUCUCGGAUAUAUUGGAUAUUAGCACGAGCAUGAUCUGUAUCAUCCAUUCAUUGUCAUAUGUUUAUCGUCGAUUACCUAUAAAAAGGACAGGAUGACCGAGAGCAUUCCACAAGAAACAUCCACUUUGGUGAGUAAAGCUUGGUGGAUGCACAAAGGAACUCUCUGUGCAGAUGAAGUCACCUUUACCCUUUGUCCAUCGGUCUGAUUUAACGGAUGUAAAAAAAUCAAAACUUAGAUAAACAGACAUGUUACUCUAAUUUUUUCUUUACCACCUGAUGAAACUCGUUGACACAGAAAACCAGUUUAGUGAUUUUCGGGAGAAUUCUCACAAAAAUCCUCAUAUUUUUCCUUUGGUCUUCUUUGUGUUCCCUGCCUGUGAACCUUAAAGUUUCACUUCAUAGCGAAGAGAUCAGGCCAAAUAAAAAAAAGCUGAGCGAAAUCACAACUGGAAAAAGAGAAUGAAUUCACACUCUCUCAUCGGGUCUUGUGCUUUCUUAUCGAAACUGUUCUUGCUUCAGAUCUUUUUGAGAAAAAUUUAUGCAAAUGUUUUCUUCAGUACAAUUUGUUUGGUAUUCAGUAAUUGCACUCGAGAUUAUGUUUGGGUACAAAUGAGAAUCCAGCUGUUGUUUGGUGGCAUUCAUGACCUUAUAAUUACCACAACCACUGAAACCUAAGAAAAAUAAUCUUUUCUGGACCAGCAAUCACAUCAGCUAAUAUCGAUAUCGCCCUAAGUUAAUUGAAUUGUGUUUGUGGCAGUUUACAGACAGUGUGGGUCUCACUUGAGUGAAUGGAUUGAAUGUUGUAUUCGCAGUAUUUAACCAGAAUGGCAAACUUGAACUUUGAGUUACAAGGCGGACUCCGUUAUGUUGAUUUUUGUACCGGAGAUUUCUCCAUUUCCCCUUUUCCUGGGAUGGGCACGUUAAUAUUCUUCUGGUUUGCAUUAGUUUCAAACGUCAACUCACACGUAGCUUUUUGUAAGUUGUUGAUUAUGAUGCUACGCAACAAAAAUGAACGAUUCAGUUCUAUAUAGACCGACAAUUUGUCAAAAAUUUAUUAUUGAAAAAUUCUAAAUGAAAGAGAUGUAAUCGCCUCUUCACAAUCUUACUAUGGUUUGGCUUGAUAUAGAACUCACAAGUUACUUAAUGGUCAAGCUUGGAAUUCAUCCAAAUGAACUUCAAAUCACUCGUGCUGCUCUCUUAAAACCUGAAUGUUUUGCGCAAACCUUUUUUUAGGUUAUUCCUCUCAAACAUGAUCAUUUUUUUUUCAAAAUGUUUUCGCUCAUGAAUAAUGAAUAAAGGGGGUAAGUUUCUAAAGAAAGGGUAGUGCUGCGUCGGUAAGAGAGUAUAGCAGGUAAUUUAGUGUUAACAACUGAGCUGAAAACGUAAAUUAGCCACCGUAAAGGGUAGAAAAGCUGACGUUUCGAGCGUUUCGUCAGAAUAGCUUGGUUUUACAAUGAACAUUCCUAUUUCUGGCAAAUCUCCUUCGCUUUAAGAUAUGUCCUACUUUGCACCUUUCUCAUUUUCAGUGGAAAACAUUUGAAAUCGUUGCUUUGCUGUGAGUGAGUUAUCCAGUUUUAAAACUGCUCGGAAGGACCGGUGAUUCAGUCCAGUUCAUGCAAUUGAUACACCUUUGAAAUUUCCAAAUGCGCAACCAACGUGGAGUAAGAUCAUAUUGUACUUUGAAUAACCUGUGUUCUUUGUGUAUAUCAGGAAGUGUAAUCAAUCUAGUGUAGUUUUCAGGGAAAUAUGACCGAUUUCAUCGUGUCAUUUACGAUUCCAUAAGAAUGUCUGCUGUCUUCUAUAUGUGUGGUCUGUGUUUUGCUCUCAUGUCGUGCCAGGCCUUUAGCCAAAAACUUGGCUUCGCCGAGGACGAAGUUAAGUACAGCUAUAUAGUGGGGGUCGUCUAUUUCUAUUUCUCUUUAACGAAGAGAAAAACGAACCAAAUAGACAGUGAUAAAGUAAUUGUCUGGCACGAGCUUACCAAUUUUGAGGGAAAAUGGGGGGAGAAGCUUCGAACUUUUGAAUAAUGAAUGUCGACAAAGGGGAGUUACAAUUUAUUACAAAAGAAUGUGGGUAAUUUAUAGUCUUAUGUUUGGGUAUGAAAAUUCUGAGUAACGCCCCUAAGUGGGUAGAUGUCUUGAGUGAUGUCAUAUGUUCCAGGACAGAAUUGUGAGUUAGCUUGCGAGUCGAAACCUGAAAUGAUGCAAUAAUGUAAUGUUUAGCGAUUGAGCUUGUUAAAAGCAUACCGCCCCGGUUCUUCGAAUUUCGAAAAUAUUUCGGUCAUAUAUAGGGUCAGGAUUAGGAGAGAGGGGGCACACAGACACCAAAGGGAGAUUCUCUUUGGUAUGUUUUGUUUCUAGUUUGGUGAACAAACGUUGGACAAAUCUCAUGGACUACUUUCACAUCCUGAUGAAAUGUGAACUUUUAUAAUUACCUUAUUGGGAUAAACUUUUAACAGCGUUUAGGAAAAAAUUGACUGAAAUUGUUGCGGAAAAUUUUGGUCAGUUUACAAGUUAGUAUUUUGAAACACAAAAAUGCAUGCUGGAAUCAAGUCUUCAACACGCCUUUAUUUCCGGGCUGUAAGUGACUUGUUUACCAAAGUCAUUCUUUCCCCACCUACAACGUUUAAUAAAUUUUGACCUCGUGUAAUUAUUAAUGAUUUUGCUGACCAUAUAAAGGAGUUAUUACGACAAAAUACUUAAGAAAGAAUUAGCUUUCAAUUACCUGGUUAGGGAUUAAACAAAAAAGUGGCCUUGCCUAACACGCGUAAGUACGUGCUUGAAGUGCGUUAUCAAGCGGUAACUACAUUCUAAAAAGACCACCAAGUGAUAGUCAUUAAUGACUCUUCAAAUAGUCGAUAAGAUGAUGUACUUCUGAUACAAAAGUGCUUAAAGACUCCUGUGGGAAACAUAUCAUAACAUAUUACCAAAAAAUUGCUUUAAUCUAAAACUUUACAAACACAUGUUACAAUACACAUGAUGGUUUUCCAAAUAUGUGAAACCUAUCCCCCAACGGGAUAUUUCAACAGGUAAUCCCGAGAGUUACUUUGUCAAAUUCCUCGCAAUUAUGAAAUGACGGACGUCAAAAUCAUGAACAGUUUAGUUCAACAAAAAGUUGCCACAAUCAUCAGUUUUAUUAUAAAUUGUCGUACAGUUGGCUCCGUUGCUGCACUGAAACUGGCAUUUCAAUCAUACGCCGUGCGUAGCUCUUCAUUCAUGAUUACAAAGACAUUUUUUUCUCGAUGAAGACUUGUUAUGAAAAACAGAUGUUCCAGACCUCACAAGUAAUUGAAUACUUGGCAAAGAUCAUUGCUAUGGAAUGACCCACUAGUUAUGAUGAGCUUUCAGUUGUUUUCUUGUUAUCCUAGGAUCUAUCAGAUAACCCUUAAAUUAACAAAUACUUAAGAUAAGCUGUGUUACAUAAACAAAAUUUUUUUUAGUUUUUUUUUUUUUUUUUUCGUUUUUAAAUUUCCAUUAUUUGAAAUCAAUUAUCCGCUGGGGAACAUGUUUCCGGCCUAAAAAUCCUAAAGAUUCUGAAAAAAAACCCCGGCUUUCAUCAAGUUGGUGGGCACAAUCAAAGUCUGUUGGUUGUUUUUCCUGAAUGUCAUGAAGACUCUGUACUUUCCUUCAGGGGUCGAGAAUUGGACUUGGAAAGUACGUGUUUUUCAGAUAUCAUCACGCAUGUUAAAAGUAAACUACAUCUCACCAAAUUUGUUGAACUUCUAUUUCUCGUUUUGACUUUGUGCAAAUCACAAUUCUCUAUGAUAAGAAUCUGGUCUAAUAAUAUUAACAAAUUUUCUACCUUUAAGAAAUAAGAUUAAGAAAAAGUAAUCGAAACCAAAGCCGUUUCCUCCAACUUUCAUUUUCCCUCUUGCUUGGCAAGAAUACAGGCAUCUUCCCCUUUACGUGAUUCCCAUGAAAAAGCCGGUGAUAUGUACGCCGGUCCGACAAUGGAAAUGUCUACACGCUUACCGGUUUUUUGCGGUCCUUAUCAUAGUCGUGUGCAAAAUGGUCAAUUAUAAACGGUGUGUUGGUUUAGAGGUAAAUCAUGUACCUUUCGCGGUCUUUUUGAGAGAAUCAUCCGCAUGAAAUGAGUGACAGCGGCAACAAUGCUGAAGAAAAUUUUGGUAAAAAGCGAUUAAGGAGUAAGGGGUUAACAUGUAAUUUUAAAAGUACUUCCUUCCGGUAUAAAAAGCUUAUUUUGCAGAGUUUUAUAGUUUUGUCUAAUGUGUUAAUCUCGGUUUUUGCGGUGAGCCAUUUCUGAAGAGGCCGAAAUAACGAUUAGAAACAGGGCGGUAAUAAAAAGUGAUUUGGAAAAAUUCAAAGAUACACAAGCUGGGGUUUGUUUGGCCCUCCAUGAGAUAUAAAGUUUGGGAUCUUUGUUGAGAAUGUUUUUAUAGCCUAUCUUGUCAUUUGUAACGGUGGGAUUACGAGUACUCUUGCUCAAGUGUUUAUUGCCUUCUGCUCCCCAUAAAUCAUUAUGAUAAAUUAUGUGCACAACCUGCUAUGUAGAGCAAGUGUUAUAAGGAAAUACACGUUUAAUUGCAGGACUGUCUGACUAUUUAUAUCACAUUUAUCACUACACGUACACUUUAGAUGGCCAAAUACUGAUGAAAUAAGCACGUGUAUUUGGUUUCUCUGAGAAAGAGAAAUCUGAUUGUCCCAAACAUAUUCCGGUCCGAUCUGAUUGAAAAGUCAUUUUGAACUUCUUUCUGUAUUUUCCUUUUUAUUUUGUUUCUUCCUAUGCUUCCUCUCUUAUCAAAGAAACUUUCAACAUUCGCGAAGGAAUUUGGAACAGUGUCGCCUUCCCCUUUAAUCAAGGUAACUCAUCCGUCGGCUCCCUUUUAUGGGUGUCGAGUUGUUGGCAUCUAACAGGAAAUACAUUGUCGUUUAAUCUGUGGCGUUAUGCACAGAUUGCUGUAAUAUUCUGAACGUUUCAUGUAUCUCUCAAAUUUUAAAAUGAACUGGUCCGAUCAUUUUGGCACCACUUGUGUGUGGAGAGUUGCGGCUAAAGAGCUCCAAUCACUCUUGAUAGCAAAGGCGCUUAGCUGAUUCAACUUGCCAGCUUCCAAGAUUAGCACGUGCAUCGGCUAGAAAAUCCUCACGGUACUUGAUCAAGGUAAGCCGUUUAUUGUUUGAAAAUCGUUACUUACAAAAUCCAAAUCAAAUUUCGUGAAAUCUUCCAAAGCCUGACUUAAGGUAUGCCUCCCUUACUUCUUAGUGAUAAAAAAGCAAAAAUUCAAGCACAAACAAAAUUUUGAAAACAGGAAACCCCUUUCAGCUUUGUUAAAACAGCUAAGGAAAGAGGGCAACGCACACUUCUCUUUGUAAAGACGACUAAAUUGUAAAAUGUUCUUCUCAAAACAUUUUCCCACAAAAGAAUUUACGGUCAAAGUUUUGUAAUUUCAAAUAUCAGCUUUUGUUCAUAAAGUGUCAUCAAAGUCAGUAAAGGAUCUUGUGACACUUUUUUUUAAAGAAAGAAUCCUUGACACUGUCUCACCCUCUGAUAAGUUUCACCAGAUAGUCUGAGGUAUGGCGGAGGAUUGUCUAUAUUUGUGUGAUUCUUAAGUCAUCACCCCUUAUUACAACCUCGCCUUACGCAGUGGUACCUUUUAACAACUUAAAAUGGACUAUCCUGUUAUCUGUUGUAAAAAAUAAAAGGCGGUUUGACAAGAUUGUGCGGCGCACAAGCAUGAUAAAGACCAGUGGGCUCUCACACUGCGCUAUCUUAUUGCACAAGGCACGUCAAAAUAACCUGAGAUGCACCUUAGGGCUUCAUAAAAAGGAAAACGACACUUGCUGUAACUCAGAGACUGAAUAGAACAACCACCUUUAUCCGUUUGCUCAAUGGCCUUCACAUUAUCAUAAUGGUCAAUAUUCGCUUUUAGGUUGUUGAAAAACAGUUUUAACUCCAUUCUAACUCUGCUGUCGUUACUUCCUUGCCAAGAUUUUUUAUGUAUGAAAAAAAAACUGUAAGUUCUGUUUCAGUUCUGUUAGUUUUGAGGAAAUAAAUUGCUUUCUUUUGACUUAAUAUCGCAAUCUUUUUUAACAAAAGUCAUCAUAGGAACUUUGGCUACGCAUUUGAGGCAUGCGUGAUCUUGUGUGUAGUAUGCUGACCAGGAUUAACUUCGGUUCAUCUUUUCUAUUCAUCAGUGUUUUCUCAGGCUUAUUUUGUGUGGCUUGUCGUAAAUUUGGAGCAAAAAAAAUUUAUGCCCUACUAAGAAUGUAAACUUUGAAAAGUUCGUACAUUGGUAAAUAGAAACAGAUGUUGUGGUUUAAAUUUUGAACAAAGAGGAAAAUCACUUUUACGAGAGGAAAACCUCCUGAGGCAAAUCGCACGCAACUACUCAAUCAAUGACGCCACUAUAAACCACAAUUAACGUCACUUUCUGUCGAAGCUCUGAGACAUUGUCUGCCACAGCACGGUGAAAUGACCUGAAAAUUUUCAACAAGGAAGUGCACGUCAAUCAUUUUUACUGUCCCAAAAACAUUUUUUGAUUUCCUACUUACGAUAGGAUUUUAACAGUUCACACAAGUCAAGCUUUAAAUUUAUCUGUAUCAAAAAUGAGAAGGCCAUAUUUAGCAGUUGUUAACUAGCGAUAUUUCACACAUUCUGGGUUAAGCUCUGGGUUACACGACUUGAUAUUUCCUGCCAACGUUUCUAUAUUUGAAAACUGCAGCCAUUAGUGCGUUUUGGCUAAUAGCGAUAACAAAUUAUUGAUGGGGCUCUUUAUCAAUAUUGUUUUCUCUGUGUGUUUUUUUCCAAAACAGAGUGUUAAUUUUGUCAUUUAUCAGUACUUUACAUUUUUCCAGAGCGCGCCCGCGCAUUUUCCGCCCAUCCGCCCAGUGGGUGUGCACGCACAGGAUGUUACAUGGUCGCGCGCCGGGCCAUAAUGAAUCCUUUUAGUUACGCAGCAUUGACUCUCUCGCUGUUAUCGCUGUGACAAUAUGAAAGGUAGUGUUAGCCGAAGAGAAGAGAAGCCAUCUUGAACUGGGCCAGCGAGAUAAGCUAUCCCUAAGUUAUAGGGAUUCAAACAAAAAGUUAUUCACCCUCGGUGGAAGGUGCGAAAAUGCGAGUAUUGGCUGCUUGUCUGCUUGUUCUGUGAUGUCGCGUGUCGCCAUGAAAACAUCAAUAGCUACAGCAAUUAUGUAAGUUCAUAACUAGCCAUGAUGAAGGAACAUAUUGCGAAAAAAAACCUGGUAUUUCAAUACCACUGUCAUGGACAAUUUGGAUGAUCUUAAAACUUUAGCAGAGAAAAAUUUUUUCAUAACUUACAGCCUCUCGGUAAGCAUCGACGUAUUCUUUACCCUGACUAAACAAGGGCGCGUGCAUUGCAUGGUAUGUCAUUCCUCAACUGUAAUCAGUGCUAGGCGUCGGAAAGGGGUCGAUUCCUGCAUCUUAAACACUCGGAUACCAGACGAAAAAUAAAAUUUUUGACGAUUUUAAAAGCUUUAAAGGUUAGCGUUAAAAUCAUCGUGACUAUUGGUAAGAUAUUGAAUUUUUCUACAACUUUACUACGAGACUCAAUUGCAUUUACUUUAUUCGACUUUCUCGUUUCAAGGUUAAUCCCGAAUUCAUUUAUUGUUCUUGAUUCUCGUGGUGAGUGCCGAGCUACUGUAAUCCCAUCUAGAUACUGUUGGUUGUAUCUUAUUGAUUUGAGCUUACGCGAAUAAAGAAGCCUCUCAAUAUAAAAGGCUGACCAACUCAGUGAUUUUGACCUUUCCUUCACCAUCUUGAUUCCUUCGCAAGCGACUGCGACGGCAAAGCUCCAAGGGAAUGCCGACUGAAUCAGAUUAUUCCCAUAAAAGAAAGUUGACCUGCGCAGCCGUCGCGUCAAAUUUGACAUUCGCGCCCUUUGUGUCGAUUGAGAUAACAGCGAAUUUGUUUGUCGCGUUUUUACACUAGCGGAAAGCUAACGCCUUUUGUUCUUCAGCCCACAAUGGUUCAGUUUUAGUCGUUUCCCCAUACAAACAACAUAUGUGAUCGAUAUACUUUGAGAUGUUUUCAUCCUUUGAUCAGCUUGACAAAAAAUUAUAUAUGACGGUGUUCAAUAACGGCGUUUCGUUGUUUUUGUUGGCGGGCUAACAUGUAAUAAUAAACUAAUAUCCAUUGUUCGCAUUCAUUCGAAUAAUUUUUUAAUUAAGAAAGUUCUCUGGGAAGGCUUAUGAAAAAUAUUUGGCAUAGUUGGAUUUUUUUUGAAAAUCGUCCCGCAAGAUGUUCAACAUAUUUGCUGUUGUAUAGGGAAAAAAAACCUGCUAUGGAGUCAUAACAAAACUAACCACAAGACUUAAGUUCUAAAGAAAAUUAUACGCGACGGCGGAUUUGCCGAAAUUAAAACGCUUAUUAAAACAAGCUAGCAGAAAUAAGGAAGUUUUAAAAGACCGCUAAACACCUUGAAUUGCUCUCAACUUUCUCAGCUUUUCCGGUGAUUUUUAAUUGUUUAUUUACAUAAUGCCCACGGUGAGUUCAUAUUAAUUACGACACUUGGGGAGACUUGUUGUUUACCAACACGAACAUAAUACAAUCUACUGCUUGACGAAAUAUAAAGAUCAAAGAGUCUCAGAGCAAGUCGACGAGCGAUCGUACGCACACUGUUCAUAUCUCCUGGUGUUUAUUUCCCUCAUUGUUUCAAGUUAAAAAGUGAUCUAAGUUCUCAUCAUCGCUUAUUAUAAAGAUGAUUUGUAGCAACUGGUUUGUCUGGGUGUGAGGUCCCAUGGGACGUGAAGGCGUUAUUAUAAACUGGUGUAUUAUAGUCGAGAAAUUGAGCCGAAAACAGGUCAAUAAAAAUCCGUGUGAGCCAAAGCAUAAAAACAAAGUACAGAAGGGGUGAGCAAAGUUACAAGCAGCAGUAAAGUAAAGAGGUUAAGAAUUUCUGGGAUAAGGUGAGAGAACAUUGCUUCAUUUUUAACCGACUGAGUCCGCCUCAGGAUACAUCAUACGUUGUGUUAGUUUCAUAAUGUCGAAAUGGGGGCAAAAAAAGAAAUGUAAUAUGUCCAAAGUUGCACUGAAAUUGUCUUAUUAAAAGAGGAUUUGAAGAUUACUCAGAUCGUUUCUCAGCUACCAUCCUUGUAAACCCAAGCACUGCAACCACAAGUAACACGGUUUUUCUAAGUUGUCCAGUCAGAAGAAUCCUUUUCAGCAAAUCGGGCAAAACAAACUUGUAAAAGAAGUAUCUAAGAGUUGAAAGUUCACGAAAGAUUCGGAAGUGAAUACUUUCCUAAACUGUGUAAAGUUCCAAGAGAGUAUGAAGGCUAAUUUUAAAAAAAAUAUUGUAGAUAAUCCUGUAGGCAGCCAUAGCUGAUAUGCACCUGUUAUUUCGUCCUGAGGAAUGAUGACAGCAAGCAGCUAGAAACUUUAAGAAAAAAUUCGGCCGGUCGUGAUGCGUAGAAACACGCAAGAUAAGCCGACAAAGUGCGCAAUUAGUUAUUAUCGGCUUAAUCUCUAUUGAAAACAGUCUGGCCACUUCAUAAAACAGUUUAGAUCAAUAACUUUUCUGCACGAGUAAAUAAAACUGAUAAAUAGUGCAAAUACGAUUUAGAACAUACCGUGUACGCGGAAUAGGGUUUGACAUUCCCUUUUUGAGUUUCCAGCCUUACCUUCAGUCAAACAAGUUAGAAGUUUUCGUGGCACCACGAGAUAAUUAUCAUAUAUUUUUGUCAUGACUUAACAACUUUUAUUGUCCUAUAGGACAAGGACAAUAGUUGUUAAAAUGAUAUGGCUGUGUAGUGACAAACCCGUAAUUAACUACUAGUCUUGAACAGAACGUGAACUCGUUCGCUUAAUUCAGAAGCUCUUUUAAAACCUGAUAUCAAUUUUGACUUUGUAGAUAAAAUGCUACCUCUGCGGUUUAUGAGAAUCUUUUUCCAUAAAAUUGUCUGGUGCAUUCCUGUAGGUCUAAUAGCUUAUUUUAAUUAAGUUUUGUUGUUCCCAUUACAUAAUAUUCAUAGAGUAAAGUACCGUCAGAAGCUGACUUUGUCUUCUUCAUCAAGUGUAGCCGCGGUAACCGCUUUGAGCGAGACCCGCGUAGUGAGAUUUCAUUAGGAGGCCAGAUUUCUCUUUUGUUUCACAAAUUCUUAUGAUAAACCUUUAUUAUUUUACUUUGCCAGAUAAAGACACCGCUCUUGCUGCAGGUAACAUGGUACUUUUCAAGACACUUACUCUCUUCCAGUUUUUGGUGGCAGUGGAAUUUUCACUUCUCUCUCUUGUCACAUCAAGUCAAUGGCUGUAAGUAUCAAACCAAGAAAUCGCGGUACCUCAAUGAAAAUCUCUUCGACAUCAGAGUUUGAUAGAGGAUGGUGUGUUUUGUUCCGCACUGUCUGGUUUCUGUCGUCAUUGAGUUCAAAGUAUUACUUUAAACCAUCUAAAUUAAUAAAUUUGUGCUUACCAGUUCCUGACGACAGUGAAAUGAGUAUUUAAUUUAACUAGCUCUUUGCAGCUGUUAAAAUUGAGAAGUGCAGCAACAAAAAUAAUUCCCGAUCUGUCAUCGUGAACACUGAAAUGGAAUGGAAAAACUUUAACCGGGGUCUACUGAACGCCAGCAUCAAAAUCCAAAAAUCGCCCGGUUAGACGACGGCAAUCAUCGCGAAUGGAAUUCUUCUUUCAAAUUAUUUUUCCGUUUUUUAUUUCGUUUAAGCUGAUCCAAUAUUCAACUCAGUACCAAACUUAUAGAAGACAAUUUCCACGGAAAAAGGAAUGACAUUGGUCGAGCAGUGUAGAACUUAACAGACGUAUAGACUUGAUCAAUCAACUGAAAACUUGGAAAUAAUUCCAAUCAUGGACAAAUCAAUCGCGUCAAUGAAAGUUGAUUCCAUAGGAACCUCUGAACAACGAAUUGUCAAUCUCAAAAUUGAAUCAGUGGCAGACGCGCCAAAUUUGUUUUUCAAACUGUCUUUGGUUACAACUGUAGAUUAAAUAGUGUUCAUAAGUGAUAGCAUCGACUCUGUUAACAUUUACAGAUCACUGGCGCUCAGCAGCUCUGUUACUAAGUUUAACACGCGCCGAAGCUGUGACGAAGUCGGUACCCACUUUAACAACAGACAGGUACAAGUCUGCAAAAGGAAUGUUGACGUCAUGAACAGUGUCAAAUUUGGUGCCACAAUUGCUGUCCAGGAAUGUCAACAUCAGUUUCGCUAUCGAAGGUGGAACUGUACCACUCUGCAAUUUGAAAAAUCCCCUGUCUUUGGAAAUUCUGUAAACGGAGGUAGGCAACAUUUCCGCAAAUUUUUAUUCCAUAUCUGCGCGUCACUAUUCUAACUACUGUAAUGGCCUACAUCAAGAAACUGUCACUGCAGACCGAUACCAGAAAGAACACUAAGCACUCCUCAAGUCAAGUAAGAAACUGGACCGUCUAAUUUGAAUUUCCUCGUAAUGAAGGUGCCUGCAGCAUUUAGUAACAUGUGAUUACGAAAGACAAGGGGAAACAAUUUUUAAUGAGCUUUAUUCCCACUUAUUCUGUUUAGGAACCAGGGAAGCUGCUUUUGUUCAUUCCAUUUCGUCAGCGGGGGUAGCUUAUGCUGUGACGCAUUCCUGCAGCGCGGGAAAACUUGGACGAAGGUGUGGCUGUGACCAGAAGAACAAUGGAAAAAUGUCUAAAGAGGGUUGGAAAUGGGCAGGGUGUAGUGAUGAUAUCAACUUUGGAAUUGAGUUUUCCAAAACCUUUGUGGACGCAAGAGAACGUGGUCGCAAAGGAGAGGAUCCAUCUCGUAUUUCUAUGAACUUACACAACAACAACGCAGGGAGAAUGGUGAGUUGAUACUCAUUUCAGCGCUUGGUGGACUCAAAACUUUGAAGUUCAGUAGAGAUGUUAGAUCAUUAAAAUCAUAAGGAUAUUCAUACGGUCAUCUCAUGGAUUUCAAUUGGCGGAUUUAAAUCCAAUUUGUUUGUUUCUGCUCCUAACUGUUCGUCAAGAUGCCGGCAGCAUGAGACGAAAUUGCAAGUUUGGCCCUGAUCCACUGAAUUUGUAUUUUAUUAAAAGGUCUAAAUGAAAGCUAAAUAUUUAUAUCGAUGAUUAGUAUUGGCAAAAGAGAAACAAUCGAUAGACCUGAUAAACUCGUGCGCUACAAAUAUGUUUAGUCGAUAGUUGAAUGAUUGACAGAAAUUCACUCAUGUAGCACCGCUUCUUAUGCAUUUUUUUGGAAACUUAGACAAAAAAAAAAAAGUGACAUCAACACGAAACAGUUUCUUCACCUAUUAUGGCCUCCUGCGCUAUAGCUAGCGUUACAGUAACAUUUGCUUAAUCCUCCCCAGCGUCUACUGGUGUGGGGAACUUGUUAAAUACCGAGACUUAAGGUGAAGAUGAUUAUGUCGUAGCAAGGACCCUUUGUAGAAAAACAUGAAGCAAGCCUAAGUAGCAAGGACCCUUUAUCGAAAAACAUGAAGCACACCCAAGUAACAUUUCACCCUCUUAAUUAAUUUCGUGCAAAGUAUUUCAAACACAAAUUAGGGGACCUGCGCUUCUGCCUUUAUUGUCGAAAGAUCCAGGACUCGAAAGACCGUUUUGUCUAAUAUUUUUUUCUUGAAAGUCGAGUUUUCUUAGGAACAUUCUCUACCCAUCAGAUCUACGAAAAAGGGUAUCUAAGGAGUAAGAGAAAGCAGAUGGAGUGAACACAAUUUUGGUAUUUUGAUUACGUGAGAGUAGUAAAUCUAACCGACGAUUUGCUAAUUUAUAUUUCAAUCAACAGGCCAUCCUAAAGUACAUGAAAAUUCAAUGUAAAUGCCACGGUGUGUCAGGAUCAUGUAAAGUGAAAACCUGCUGGAGGUCACUUCCCAAUUUUAGACUGGUUGGAGAUCAUAUCAAAGAAAAAUUCGACGGAGCCACGGAAGUAGAACUAAAGCAAAUUGGAUCAAGGAGAGUUCUUCUUCCACGAAAUCGAAAUUUUAAACCUCACACUGCGGUCGACCUUGUUUAUAUCGACCGUUCACCUGAUUUCUGCACGCCAAAUCUUAGCACUGGCUCCCUUGGAACCCAAGGAAGGAUGUGUAACCGCACAUCUCAAGCUAUAGAUGGAUGUGAGUUGAUGUGCUGCAGUCGGGGGUACACCACACACCAAGAAGCCAGGGUGGAGCGUUGUGAAUGCAAGUUCUAUUGGUGCUGUUAUGUCAAGUGUCGCGAAUGUCAGAGGCGAGUCGAGGUUAGCAUCUGCAAGUAAGCCAGUCCAAUUCAGUCUCUCGACAAUGGUGAGCUUUCAUAUGGCACAAACGUUUUUGAGACGCGGACGGAAGCCAGUGGUGGAAAGUUCCUAUCCCUUCGUUUGCGACAAAUUUCUUCAUCACGAUCUUUUCAAGUGGUUAGUUCUGACAAUAGAGCAUCAAGCCGAUUUAAUUGAUGCUCUUUCUUAAUCGGCUAUUAACUUCUUCCACUGAUAGCCGUCCGCAUUUCAAGAACGUCUCUGCUCAGGCUUCUCAUGUCCAAUUUUUUUCGGAAGGGAAGCGGUUUUAUGUACUGAAGUGAAUGCAAAGGUCAUUCACCUUUAAGUUUGGUCUUUAGCACUUCACUUUUCCUCACACCAGUACAAAUUAUCAUUAGUUAGUUUAAGAGAACAGGAUCAGCGCAAAUUUACGUGUAGACUAAAAUUGUAACAAAUCACGGUAUAAUAAUUAGGCUCCUAAAACUAAUGACGAAACAUUCUCAGGAAUACAUCGAAAAUAAACUCGUCAUUUGAUUCAGAUUCUUGUGUAAGUGACACGCUGAAUGCCUGUAGAUUCACAAUCAGGGGCCACUAAUCUGAACUCUUCUUAUAAUCGGGGUAUGAUAGAGAGGUAGAGGAAGGAAGGAAGGCCGGUUUAUGCGCUCAUGGUGUGACUAUAAGAAGAAGAAAAUUCAAAGCAGACACAUUUAAAUAACUUUAAGAAUAAGAAAUAGUGUCGAAAAAUGAGGAUGGCCGACUGAAACAAUUUUUAAAGAAAAAAAAGGACAUUUCUUGAUUUUGUGUGUUGCGUGAGAGCGGUUCUUUAAUUGAGGUAUCAGUAGUUAUCAAAUACCGAGCAAAUCAAGACAUUUAAAAGCGCAUAUACAUUUUCCAUAUUUAUUCGAACAAUGAAAUAAUUUCGAAAAAAAUGGAUUGAUGUAGUUCACUUGUAGCUACAUGUAAGGUCUUGCAAUCUCUGGUUUCCAUGUGGUUUAUGAAAGUGUAAACGACAAUGGUGACGAGGAAACUGUGUCGCUAGCCUCUGUUUUAGUAUGUGACAACGUUGUAUGUUAACUUAUAUAAAAAUAUUUCAAAUUAUCUACACCGCAAUUUUAGAUGUUCUUCGUGCGUAUAGUCAAAGAAAAUUGGCUGUUUGCACAACAGUAACUCAAGACUACAAG